GCGGCUUUUAAAUCAAACAUUCUGUUAAUAUCCGGGGUUAGUUUGGUGCAUUACUUUGUCAGGUUCGGUACUUGUACAAACAGGAGGAUGGGAUGUUUAAGUCCGUUUUUAUAGCCGUAGACUGCGGCCAGAAACGACAGUGUUACUAAAGAGCACCGGUGCACCGUCCCGUGAUGCAUUUGACUUUUUUCAAGUAGUCCUUUCGCUAUUUUUGCGCACAUUAGCGCAUGUUAGCUCGAAUACGACACGGAGACUUGGCUAAUCGGAGCGCAUUAGCACGGACUGUACUGCCAGAGAGUAACGUGGUUCAAAUGGGCACGUAAACUGUUUGAACACAGAGGAACUAGACGCUUCUCGACGGUUAAUGGAGCGCUGCGGUCCUGCGCUUUAUGAUACUCCUAGUUCUUGGUGACUUCAUAGACUGUUCGUGUUCGGGGUGGGAAGGGGAAAGAGGAACCCCCCGUAUCCUGCUGGGAGUAUUAUUAUACUGGUACCGAACUGGGGUUUGGGCGCGUGCUUUGCGCACGCGUGCCUGCUAUUGACCACUAAAAGUAAAUUGAACUUUUCCGAGACCCAAAGUUGUCAGGCAGCGCAUCUUGCACGCAUGCGCAUCGUCUAUCCAGCUCUAAAUAAGAGUUAAAACAGAAACGAGGGUGGUCGUAUCAGUGGAGUGGGGAUGACUGACACUCCACCCAGUGAUGGAGCCUCUCAGGGAGCUGAGUUUGACAUGAUGGGAGCCCUCGACUGGAAAGAUGGGAUAGCCACUCUGCCAGGCAGCGACAUAAGGUUCCGCAUGACAGAGUUUGGGACUCUUGAGAUUGUCACAGAUCUGGAGGUCAAAGGGCAGGAGGCCGUGUCUAACAGUGAGACCUUGGACCCUGCGCCAUCUCACACUCCCACCCCUCCACCAGAGGCCCAAUCACAGACAGGCUCAGCUACAGCUCCAGCCAAUCAGAAUAAAACAGGAUCAACUCAAACUAGAGAGGAGGGUGGCAGCACGGAGGCCCCCAACAUGGAGGUUGGUCCCAGUCCAGACGUUGGUUCCAAUGCAGAAACAGGGCCUAAAGGAGAGCUGCUGAGGUGCAGGGCCUGCGGUGGUCGUGUUUCUGGAGUUGCCCUCUUUCAGGGCAAAUUCUGCAGCUCUGCGUGUGCCCAGCCUUCCAGUGGCAGGUCAUCUCCUGCCCAGGAACGGGAGAACCCUGCAGUUGAGGGGCUGGGGAAACGUGUGCGCAAAAAGAGGAAAAUCUACAUGGAUUCUGGGAAUGAAGAAGAGGACAACCAGGAGGAACCGGAGGAAAAGGCUAAGACCACCAAAAGUAGAAGGGGAGCCAAAAUUGCAAAGCUCGUUUCUACCCCACCCAAUAAGAAGCGUGCAUGGAGCUGGCCUGCUUACCUGGAAGAGGAGAGAGCUCCUGCUGCACCCGUGAAGCUCUUCAAAGAACAUCAAUCGUUUCCUCAAAGUAGGAACGCUUUUAAAGUUGGCAUGAAGCUGGAGGGGCUCGACCCAUCGCACCCGUCUUUGUUCUGCGUUCUCAGCGUAGCAGAGAUUCAAGGUUACAGAGUCCGACUCCACUUCGAUGGAUACCCAGAAUGCCACGACUUCUGGGCCAACGCCGACUCAUGGGACAUGAAGCCAGCGGGUUGGUGUGAAAAGAACGGGCACAAGUUAUUGUUGCCCAAAGGCUGUAAAGACGGAGAAUUUAAUUGGAGCAUGUAUGUGAAAAACUGCAGGGGCCAGCUGGCUCCAAAACACCUUUUCAAAAGCCUAAACACCUCUGUGACUCCAUCUGGAUUUAGAGCAGGGAUGAAGUUAGAAGCAGCCAACCGGAGGAACCCUCAGUCCAUCUGUGUGGCAACAAUCGCUGCUGUUGUUGACAACCGUCUGCUCAUUCAUUUUGAUGACUGGGAUGACACGCAUGAUUAUUGGUGUGAUGCCAGCAGUCCUUACAUCCAUCCUGUUGGCUUCUGUGAAGAAGUUGGACUGACUUUGACCACUCCAAAUGACGACAAGAGUUUUUCAUGGGAGAAGUAUUUGGAAGAGACGGGGUCGCAGGCCGCUCCAGCACGAGCCUUCAAGCCGCGACAUCCGCAUGGUUUCCAGGUGGGAAUGAAAGUGGAAGCUGUCGAUAAGAGGAACCCGAUGCUCAUUCGAGUCGCCACGAUCGUGGACACCGAGGACCACAGACUCAAAAUCCACUUUGAUGGCUGGAGUUCAGAGUACGACUAUUGGGUGGAGACAGACUGCCCCGACCUGCACCCUGUCGGGUGGUGUCAGAAAACUGGACAUCCACUACAGUACCCUAAUGGACCCAGUGACCUAUUGACUGUCCAGGGACAGGGAUGUCCCACACCAGGAUGCAAUGGCGUUGGACACAUCAGGGGACCUCGCUACGGGACCCACUACACCCAGGUGAGCUGCCCGUACUCUGAGAUCAAUCUGAACAAGGAAGGUUUGCUGCCAGAUCGCCUCAGCGGGGAGCGACCCCUCACCCUUAGUGUGCUUCAUCCACGGGGCCGACGCCCAGAUCCUCCUGCUAACAGCUCCACACCAAACAACUCCCCUGCAGAGCAGCCUGAAGGAGAUGUGGACUCCCAGAGCAGGAAACCAGUGAUUGGGGAAGCUGAUCAAUCAGGUUGUAACAACCAGCCAGAGCCAGUAGGGGGAGCCAGUGAGCAAAGUCAGAAUGGAACAAGGCCUAAACGGACGGCUCCUGUUCCAAAAUACCUGAAAAUGCACUAUGUCAAGGAGGAACUCAGUGACGGUAAAUCUUCUCCUGAAGAAAUCUCCCUCCAGCAGGCUCUCCACGAGUCCGUGUUCUCUCCCGGCAUCUCUGCUUCUCCUCCACACCGGGUGGCUCUCUGCUGGGACAAACACUGCCAGCUGCUUCCUGAGGUCCUGGGACUCACCGCCAAGAGAGUAGCCACAUGGAGCGCAGAGGAGGUGGCCACUUUUGUCAAAGGACUUCCAGGAUGUAAGGAACACGCUACAACCUUUAAAACAGAGCAAAUCGAUGGGGAGGCCUUUCUCCUCCUCACACAAGCAGACAUCGUCAAGAUCCUAUCAAUCAAGCUGGGACCUGCCCUGAAGAUCUACAACUCCAUCCUCAUGCUGAAGAAUGCCGAUGAAGACCUUAUCGUAAAAAUCUGCCAAAAGAAGUAUGACUGGCGUGACAACAGAGAGGGCAGGAAACCAAAUCAUCUCAAAAACAUCCCAAGACUUUUUGUCUCCCAUUGACACAUAUGUCAAUUUCCCUGAGGUUCCCCUAACUUUUGUUGUGUUUCUAUUAUAUGUAUAUAUAAAAUAACAUGCACCUUCCUAAUACUGUACAAUAUAAAGGACAUUUCUGUUUUGUUGCAUUUCUGGGUUUAUCUGGUGAAAUCCUGCGAUGGGUUCAGAGCAGGUGGAACAAAUAUAUUUGUGUUGCUGUUUACUUGGUGGAACAGACUUAGACUUUUAAAAAAAAGCUGCAAAAUACAAUCUUGAGGUGAGGGGGGACAGGUUUUUAAAUGUGAAACCCACAGGAGAAGCAUUAUGUGGGUACGCCGUUCUCCUGCUGAUUGAGCUCAACAACAAAAAAUCAGUGUUUGGUUCUCUUUGAGUUUACUCAAGCAGGGAGUCGGCUGUUCUGAAGUGUGUUUGUGUGUAUCGACAAUACUUUGUGUGUUGAAGAACUGAGGAUGGGAUCUAAUUCCAUUCUUUGUCUGUUUACUGGCCUGACAAUUUUUUUUUAGCGUAAACUGGUAUAUCAAAGAAAGUUUUAAGAUAGAACAAGUCGACAAGCUAGCCAUGUUUUGUCAUUAUUUAUUACAUUUUGUAUCUUUUUGGGGAAGGAGUAGGGUGGUGACCCAAAACCAAGAAUGUCAACAACUAAAAGUUGUUUUUUUUUUGUUCAAAUAACCCCUAACGUUUAUAUUCUGUAAAUAGUAUACAGCAAAAAGGAGCCAGUUUACUCUUGCUUGUUUAUGCAACGGCUUCAAACUUUCCAUACAGGAAAGUGUGUUUCAGCUAAGAACUUGAAAUAAAAAAACCAGACUGACUGGACUGAUUUUGGGGGAACAGAUCAACAGAAAGUCAGUCCUCUGUAAAUACGCGUGUACCUCAGCGAGUCGGCAUGUGUACAUCAGCAACAGUUUAUAUGCAAACAGCUUUUAUUUAUGUGUUGUAAGUGAAAGGGAAAGGGUACGUUCGAGCUCUGAGGCACUUGUUGAUGUCCUGAAAGUGUGAAUGGGUGGAAAUAAAUGAGAUGCACACCCA
Messenger RNA from Oryzias latipes (Japanese medaka), 4255 nucleotides. It is a transcript of the gene l3mbtl1b, whose product is annotated as L3MBTL histone methyl-lysine binding protein 1b. NCBI's taxonomy places the organism in Eukaryota, Metazoa, Chordata, Actinopteri, Beloniformes, Adrianichthyidae. The record is from RefSeq and is a predicted model, not a curated record. Gene Ontology annotation, biological process: negative regulation of DNA-templated transcription. Gene Ontology annotation, molecular function: chromatin binding; zinc ion binding; histone binding. Gene Ontology annotation, cellular component: nucleus.